Thalassophryne amazonica is the source of this 1894-nucleotide messenger RNA. It is a transcript of the gene vegfab, whose product is annotated as vascular endothelial growth factor Ab. Lineage: Eukaryota; Metazoa; Chordata; Actinopteri; Batrachoidiformes; Batrachoididae. Gene Ontology annotation, biological process: sprouting angiogenesis; vascular endothelial growth factor signaling pathway; vascular endothelial growth factor receptor signaling pathway. Gene Ontology annotation, cellular component: membrane. The transcript has 8 exons. The coding region runs from base 561 to 1280 and encodes 239 amino acids. The record is from RefSeq and is a predicted model, not a curated record. Gene Ontology annotation, molecular function: heparin binding; growth factor activity; chemoattractant activity.
ACACCUCCUGCGCUCUACGUCUCCGGUUCGAGUGCUGCUAGUCACAACACAGUCAGACAGAAAGCAGAGACAGGGGUGGACGCUGUCGGCUUCAACCUGCUGUGCGCACUGACAGACGGACGUGAACAAAAAGAGACAUCAGAUAACUGGCCAACUUUCACCGAACGUGGUUUUUCUUUUGCGCUUUUCCUCGAGGAGAACUAAACUCCAAGUUUCCAAUGGACAGAUUGUUGGAGAAGGUUGGCGCAACGAUCAUGGGAUUAAUCUUGUAAUGUGGAUUGCUAUUGCCUUGAAAGAAAAUCAAGAUCUGCUGCGGAACAAUGUGACACGACGCGCGUCGUGGAUCCUCGUGUUUCUGGAUAUCCUGAAAGUCGUUGGCAACAGCUGAAAAAGAAGAAAUCAGGCGCAAAAGGACCAAACAUGAAUUUGGCACCGCGGCACUUUGGCUUAUUGAGAGAAGUUUCAGCAGGUCUGCUUUUACUGUUGUGAAGGAGAAAUCGCCUCAUUGGCCGCUUGGAUUUGAAAACGUCUCCUGCCUUUUGGAUUGGAUUUGCACCACGAUGAACUUUAUUGACAGUUUGACAUUAUUAUUUUUGACGCUGUCAGCUGUCAAGAGUGCCCACAUACCGAAGGAAGCAGAGAGAGGUCCAAAUGACGUCAUCCCUUUAAUGGAGGUGUACAACAAGAGUCGGUGUCAGCCGCGUGAGCUUCUGGUGGAGAUUCUGCAGGAGUAUCCAGAAGAGGUGGAGCACAUCUUCAUCCCGUCCUGCGUGGUGCUGACACGCUGCGCCGGCUGCUGUAACGACGAGCUGCUGCAGUGCACGCCGACGUCCAGCCGUAACGUAACAAUGGAGAUUAAAAGAAUAAAUCUCCUACGACAACAAAAUGAUAUAUUCAUGUCUUUUACUGAACACAGCGCAUGUGAGUGUAGGUCAAAGAAAGAAGUGAAAGAACAGAAAGAAAAAAAAUCCCGGAAGAUCAAGAGCCAAAAGAGAAAACGAAAGAAAAACAGUGACAAAACAUAUCACGAUGCUGUGUGUGACCCAUGUUGUGAUCACUGCUCCCCGAGGAGGAAGCGUUUGUUCGUGCAGGACCCCGUGACGUGUCAAUGUUCCUGCAAACAUACAGGCGAAUACUGUAAAGAACGCCAACUAGAGCUCAACGAGAGGACCUGCAAGACUUUCUUAGAUGUGACAAGCCAAGAAGAUGAGAGGGGGGUGCACCAGAUGGACUCUAUGAAGGACUUAUCUGGAGAUACUUCACAGCACUUUGACUUUUGAAUGGCGAGCUCUUCUUUUCUGUGGAAAGCAUUCCCCUCGGACGGAACUGAGAAAGAACUUUUAAAAAAAAAUGACGGAAGAGAUUUCCUCCCACUGUAUGUCUCUGUGUGUAUAUAGAUCACAAUUUAAAAAAAAAACAGAAUUGUUAUGCUGCUACAGAAACAAGAAAAACUAAACCCAUCAUUUGACAGAAAAGCAAGCAUCCACCACGUGGUUUUUGCAUUUUACUUCUAACCGGCUUACGAUGCAGGUGUAGUCUUGAUGUAUGCAAUUUCUUCACUGGAUAUGAGUCUACUGUGGUUGUGUGUCAAUCAUAAAUUACGAAACCUCUCAAUCGAUGACAUAUUUAUCUGGUAAAGCAUUGGGUGAGCCUGAAGAGGACAUUGAAGCGUUCUCCCUGACAUAACGGAUGGAUUUUCAUCAGGCGGUGUCUGCUCCUGGAAAAGCAGCACCGGGAUUUUGUGAUACCUUACCUCUGAGGAAGGUGCAGGACUGAUCCAGACAACAUUCGCAAAUAUUGAGCUCAGCGUGCAGGAAACUUUGCAGUGCCACAUACUUUUAAAGGGAUACUGGUUAUCAUUAUAUUAAACUGUAUUGUAUGUGUGAGCUGAAAA